Molecule: messenger RNA, 417 nt
Organism: Monoraphidium neglectum
Lineage: Eukaryota; Viridiplantae; Chlorophyta; Chlorophyceae; Sphaeropleales; Selenastraceae
Exons: 2
Coding region: 1-417 (138 amino acids)
Source: RefSeq, a predicted model, not a curated record
AUGGCCGCCGCUCCGCCUCAAGUGCAGGAGGCUGACCUGAUGCCACUUGCCGAGGCUCUCAAGCUGCUUGGGCUACAGGAAGGCGCAAGCCAGGAGCAAAUCAGGGCCGCCUACAAGGCCCGCCUGCUGCGCCUGCACCCGGACAAGCAGCAGGCCGCGCGCGCGAAGCGCUCGGCGACCGCGCCCUCCCAAAACACACCCACUGGCGACAGCGCCACUGGCGGCGGCAGCGGCAGCGGCGAGGCGGCCGCGGCUGCGGCGUUCCACCGACUGCAGGCCGCGUACCGGGCGCUCACCGCGCCGCCGCCGGAGCAGCGGUUCGACGCGCUGGUCGCGAAUGGGCGCGCCUUCAGCCGCGAGGUCCUGGACGAGGCGCUGAGGCAGGGCCUGGGACCUGCGGACGUCGCAGCUAUGUGA